UGUGUGUUUUAAAAACAGACUUUACAAACUACGUAACAAGCAGAGGAUCUCAGUGUCCGCAGCCUCCAAACUCCUGUCCAACAUGAUGCUGGGAUACAGAGGCAUGGGCCUGUCUAUGGGGAGUAUGAUCUGUGGCUGGGAUAAGCAGGGUCCAGGCCUGUACUAUGUGGAUGACAAUGGCACACGUCUCUCUGGCCAGAUGUUUUCCACUGGCUGUGGGAACAGCUAUGCAUAUGGUGUCGUGGACAGUGGUUAUCCUGAAGAUAUGAUGGUGGAGGAGGCAUAUGAGCUGAGCCGUUGUGGUAUCGCUCAUGCCACACACAGAGAUACUUACUCUGGUGGUGUGGUCAACCUUUACCACAUGCAGGAGGAUGGCUGGAUCAAGGUGUGUAAGGAGGACGUGUCAGAGUUAAUCCACCGCUAUAAGAAGGGAAUGUUCUGAUCACAUCUGAUCUCUUAUUCAUGCAAAUUUCGCUCUUUUAUUAUUUGAUCUGACAGUAAAAAUUAAACUGUUCUCAAAUCA
This is a messenger RNA of Ctenopharyngodon idella (grass carp), 523 nucleotides long. RefSeq names its product proteasome subunit beta type-8-like. Lineage: Eukaryota; Metazoa; Chordata; Actinopteri; Cypriniformes; Xenocyprididae. Gene Ontology annotation, molecular function: threonine-type endopeptidase activity. Gene Ontology annotation, cellular component: proteasome core complex. The record is from RefSeq and is a predicted model, not a curated record. The coding region runs from base 83 to 442 and encodes 119 amino acids. The transcript has 3 exons.